Molecule: messenger RNA, 7135 nt
Organism: Carassius auratus (goldfish)
Lineage: Eukaryota; Metazoa; Chordata; Actinopteri; Cypriniformes; Cyprinidae
Gene: col18a1a
Product: collagen type XVIII alpha 1 chain a
Exons: 42
Coding region: 131-5233 (1700 amino acids)
Biological process (GO): extracellular matrix organization
Molecular function (GO): extracellular matrix structural constituent conferring tensile strength; protein binding
Source: RefSeq, a predicted model, not a curated record
CUUUUCCUGCCUGGCUUGUGGGCUGAAUGUGGUGACUUUACGGUGAGCCAGGGACGAGUUUGUGUGUGGAUUACUAUUGAGGGCAUGUCAGGAUCCUGUUUGAAUUGCUGAAUGAUUGAAAGUGAACGUGAUGUCUAAGCUCAGGUUUUGGCUUUGCCUCUUUAUUCUGGUGUGCUUGAGGAUAUGCCACACACACGGCUGGUUCUGGUUUGAUGACUCGAAAGAAAAUGUGAAGGGCACACAGACACCGGCCUACCUGACAACCAUAAGGCCCACAUCACCACCGAGGACAGAACCGCCCAGAACAACAGGUACAGGUGCUUCCGUAACUGAGGUCCCGAAAAAGGUCAGUUAUGAUGGAGAUCAUUUCGAGGGGAAAUCAGAGUCUAGGUCUAGGUUGGGGAUUGAGUCAGAAUCUAUAACUGGGUCAUGGUCUGAAUUUGCUUCUGGAUCCGGAUCCGGAUCUUCGCAAUUUGAAAGACAGGAUGGCUAUGUUACAACAACCAACGUUUUGGGAAUUGCUACUGAAAAUGCAAGUUUGCACAUAAGAAAUCUCACAUUGGAGACCAAAGAGGACCAGUUGGAUGGACUUCAGAGCAUCAACGACACAACAGACAGUCGAUUUAAUAAAAGCAUGAAUGUUCCUUAUAAAAAUGUUAGCACUUAUAAUGAUACAAAUGGGAAUAAUUCUACAGAGCAUGAUUAUGAUAACAUGUCAUUGUAUUCCUCUGAAUACAGUGUCUCAGAAAAUGUACUAACCAUUGAAAGUGAGUUUUUAGUAGCUAGCAUGCCAAAAGUCAUUGAAUCCCCACGCUGCUUGCCAGUCGAUUCUGGUUUGCCGUUUUGCACUAAAAUGGGAGUGGAGAGUUUCGCAGUGCCAAAUUUUCUCAAUCAAAGCAGUGUGGAGGAAGUUCAGGCAAUUAUGACCCAGUGGGCAUGGCUUUUGCGGUCAAACUGCCAUCAUAGCUUGGAAUGGUUUUUCUGCCUGCUGUUGACCCCGCGGUGUGGCCCGCCUGGACUACCGCCCCUGCUGCCCUGUCACAGUUUCUGCGAGGUCCUGCGUGACAGUUGUUGGACACUCCUGGAUGAGGGCCGCCUCCCCGUGGAGUGCCACUCUCUGCCUGAAGAGAAGCAUGAUGGGUAUCGGUGCUUGUCAGUUAGUAACCAGAAAGAAGAAAGUGGAGUGUCGUUGUUGCAGUUAAUUGGUGAUCCUCCACCUGAUGGCGUCUCCAAAGUCUUUGACCAUGAUAACAGCCCUGGCUAUGUGUUUGACCAAAGCUCCAAUGUGGGUCAGUCAGCCGCGGCCCACCUGCCCAACCCUUUCUUCCGUGACUUCUCCCUUAUCUUCAACAUUAAACCCACGUCCUCCAAGCCUGGUGUCAUCUUCUCAAUCACUGACCCAACCCAGAACUAUAUGUAUGUUGGUGUGAAGCUGUCAGCGGUGGAGAAGGGCAAGCAGUAUAUCAUCUUCUACUACACUGAGCCAGACUCGGAGAGCUCAUAUGAGGCGGCCAGAUUUUCCGUGCCUUCCAUGGUGAACACCUGGACCCGCUUUUCCAUCAGUGUUUUGAAUGAGCGUGUUUCCCUCUACUUCAACUGUGACUCAGAUCCUCAGGUCAUGAGUUUUGAGCGGUCUCCAGAUGAUAUGGACCUGGAUGCCGCGGCUGGAGUGUUUGUUGGUCAUGCAAGUGGAGCAGACCCUGAUAAGUUUUUGGGUGUUAUCGGCGAUGUAAGAGUGUUGAAAGACCCUGGGGCGGCUGAACGGCACUGUGAAGAAGAUGAGGAUGACUUCGAUGCGGGAUCAGGUGAUUACGGAGCAAGUGGAGAUGGAGAAGGACGACCAUCAAUCCAGCCGACACCUCCCUCCUCUCGGCCGAUCCAGCAGCCGCCGGUCACCAGCAGACCUCAUGUUGACAAGCAGCUGACAGGCUCAGUCGAUUCCUCUCGGUCCUACGGUGAUUCUCGACAAACAUCUGGCUCAUAUGGCGGUUCUCAAAAAACAUCUGGUCCUUAUGGGGAUUCCCGAAAAACCUCUAUCUCCUACGGUGAUUCCUGGCAAACAUCUGGCUCAUAUGGUGUAAAAGGAGAGAAAGGAGACAGAGGAGAGAAGGGUGACAAAGGUGAGAGGGGUCUUGCGGGGCCGAAGGGUGAUUCAGGAUCUGGAUCUGGUGGCAGUGCUAAAGGAGAGAAGGGGGACGCAGGAGAGAAAGGAUUGAAGGGUAGUUCUGGUUUUGGUUAUCCUGGAUCAAAGGGUGACCGUGGCCCUCCUGGUCCUCCAGGGCCUCCUGGACCCCCAGGGCCCAGUGCAGAGGUAGAAGUGAGGGGAGAUGGGUCCGUUAUGCAGAAGGUGACAGGACCAAGAGGACCACCUGGACCACCAGGACCGCCUGGCCCUGCUGGAGCUGAAGGGGAGCCGGGUGACCCUGGUGAAGAUGGAAAAGCUGGCCAAGUUGGACCUCCAGGUUUUCCAGGAACUCCUGGGAGUCCUGGACCCAAAGGAGAGAAAGGAGAGCGAGGUGAAAGUCAGCCAGGACCUCGAGGUCCUCCAGGGCUUCCAGGCCCACCGGGACCCCCAUCUCGCUCUGAUAGGCCUACAUUUGUGGACAUGGAGGGUUCUGGAUUUGAUCUGGACAGUGUGCGGGCAAUGCCUGGUUUGCCUGGCCUACCUGGUCCUGCUGGUCCCCCUGGCCUCCCUGGUCCCCCUGGCCCUGGGUCUUCAGGCUCUGGUGGUUUUGGGCCUCCAGGUCCUCCUGGGCAAAAUGGAGCUCCAGGUCAACCGGGACUUCCAGGUUUACCAGGGGCUGAUGGAAAACCAGGCUUAGCAGGCCCUAAAGGAGAGAAGGGUGAUGCCGGUGAGCUGGGCCUACCUGGACCUGUGGGAGAGAAGGGUGCCAAAGGUUCUUCUGGUUCCCCCGGCCUUCCUGGAGAGGGUGGACUUGCUGGGCUUCCAGGACCAAUGGGACCUGUUGGGCCACCAGGGCCACCUGGUCCUCCUGGCCCAAGAUAUCAUGUUGGUUUUGAUGAUAUGGAGGGUUCUGGUGUUCACUUCAGUUCAGUCCCUGGAGUAAGAGGACCAGUAGGAAUCCAGGGACCUCCUGGUGUCCCAGGACCACAAGGUACACCUGGUGUCCCAGGAAUUCCUGGUGAGAAAGGCAGUGAGGGACCUCAGGGAAAUGAUGGCCAACCUGGUUUGGAUGGAUUUCCUGGACCGCAGGGACCAAAGGGCAACAAGGGAGACAGAGGUGACCGGGGUGAACCUGGUCGAGAUGGAGCUGGACUUCUAGGUCCUCCCGGCCCCCCUGGACCACCUGGACAAAUUAUUUAUCGUUAUUAUGAAAAUAAUGAUGAAACUGGAGGAGCAAGGCCUCAGGGUGGGGCUGGUCUUCCUGGUCAAGCAGGAUUCCCAGGCCCAGUAGGACCAAAGGGUGACCAAGGAGAUCCUGGAUCACCAGGCUACGGCAUUAAGGGUGAGAAAGGAGAACCUGGACUUAUUCUUGGACCUGAUGGAAACCCAUUUUACCUUGGUGGAGUGAUAGGCCAAAAGGGUGAGAGUGGGUUUCCUGGACCAGUCGGACCUCCUGGUCCAGCUGGACCUCCUGGUUUGAAAGGUGAAUUUGGAAUGCCAGGCAGACCCGGUCGGCCAGGUAUAAAUGGAUACAAAGGAGAGAAGGGAGAGUCAGGGUCAGGCUCUGGAUAUGGCUACCCAGGUCCCCCUGGUCCCCCAGGACCCCCUGGUCCCCCUGGACCUGCUGUGCCCUUGGACAGAUUUGGUAGAUAUGAAGAUUAUUCGAGACAGUAUCCAGCUAUGAAAGGAGAGAAAGGAGACCAGGGUUCUCCUGGAGUUCCAGGGUCGCCAGGUUUUUCCUCUAACAUUGAUAUCUAUGCCCUCAAGAAUGAGAUGAAGGGGGAGCAGGGGGAGCCCGGUCUUAAAGGAGAGAAAGGAGAGCCAGGAGGAGGAUUUUAUGACCCUCAUUUUGGAGCUGUACAGGGACCACCAGGAAACCCUGGACCUCCUGGACCUAAAGGAGACUCAAUCAGAGGUCCCCCUGGACCACAGGGUCCACCAGGAUCACCUGGUGUUGGUUAUGAUGGUCGUCCAGGAAACCAAGGACCUCCUGGACCCCCUGGACCUCCAGGGUCACCAUCAUUGCCAGGAGCCUACAGGCCACAACUCAGUAUUCCCGGACCUCCAGGUCCCCCGGGGCCUCCUGGAGUUCCUGGCACUGGAUCUGGAGUGACUUUCCUGAGGUCUUAUGACAUAAUGAUGGCUACGGCACGCAGACAGUCUGAAGGUGCUUUGAUUUACAUUUUGGACAGAAACGAUCUCUACCUCAGAGUUCGGGAUGGUGUCAGACAAGUGAUGCUUGGAGAUUAUAACCCCUUCUACGGAGAGCUGGACAAUGAAGUGGCAGCGGUCCAGCCGCCCCCUGUUGUUCACUAUUCCCAAGACCACACAGCUGACAAUGGAGCAAAACAGAUUUCUCCACCGCACCAGCCGAUCGAGUUUCCGAGGAGGGAGCCAGAGAAUAGAAACCCCAAUCCACCAGACUCCCGUUACCCAGAUCCACGAUACCCACCCUACACCGAACCCAUACAACCACACAGACACCCCGUUCAACCUGAGAGGAACCCCAGCACUCCAGCCCGCCGCCCUAGCCCUCCUGUCAAUCAACCAGAGGGCCACAUCCACACUUCUGGACCAGGGUUGCAUCUUAUCGCCCUGAAUUCUCCACAAGUGGGCAACAUGAGAGGCAUUCGUGGGGCAGACUUCCUGUGCUUCCAGCAGGCUCGGGCCGUGGGCCUGAAGGGAACGUUCAGAGCCUUCCUGUCUUCCAAACUUCAAGAUCUCUAUAGUAUCGUCCGCAGAUCUGACAGAGAGACGUUACCGAUUGUUAACUUCAAGGAUCAAGUCCUUUUCAGAAGCUGGGAGUCUCUCUUCAGCGACUCAGAGAGCAGGAUGAAGGACAGUGCUCCUAUCUACUCAUUUGAUGGCAGAGAUGUCCUGCGGGACAGUGCCUGGCCAGAGAAGAUGAUCUGGCAUGGUUCCGAUGGCAGGGGUCACAGGCAGACGGAUAACUACUGUGAGACGUGGAGGGCCGGAGACCGUGCGGUGACAGGCUUGGCCUCGUCUCUGCAGGCUGGCCAACUCCUCCAGCAGACCUCCAGCAGCUGCUCCAGUUCCUACAUCGUGCUGUGUAUCGAGAACAGCUACAUGACACAAUCCAAGAAAUAAAGCCAUGCUAAAGAGCCUUUGAACACUCAACACAACCGUUUAUACAGGCCCAGUAUCACUUCAGCAGAAUCCUGUAUCUAACGAAAAAAUCGAAAAUUAUAAAAAUAUUAAAAAAGAACUGAGUCUGCCUUAAGGAGAAGUUGCGAGUCAUCUGUUCCCUCACUGUAACGCCAAAGAGGCAGGUUGAAUGUGGAGGUGUUUGCUCUCUCUCAGGGCAUUGGCACAUAUUUUUCAGGUGGUUAAACCAGAAAAGUGAGGCCUACCAAGGCAGUGUUUCAAAAUUUAUCCAUAUAGAAUUUUGUAUAUGAAUUGUUUGUUGUCUGUUUUUUUUUUGUUUUUUUUUGAAGAUGUGUUAAUUGGUAUAUUUAACCAAUUUUAGCUAUUUUUUUCCACUUAUUUGUCUGUACCGUUUCCAUUUUCAUUCAAGGUUUGUUAAAUAACCUGACAUCUUAGUUUUCGGAUUCGAAAAGAGAAAAUAUUUAUUUAGCAAUAAAGAAAGCUAAAAUAUGAUUUGAAACUGCAAACCAUACUUUUCUAUUUUAGUGAGCACUUUUACAUACUUCCACAGUUAAAAGUGCAAGUGCUAAAAAUGGUCAUGUUCUCAAAAAACUCAACAGUUGGCAAAAAUAUGAUUUGAAUAAUUAAAUGCUUAUCCCUUGAAAGACUUUUCAUAAAAAUAUAUAUAUAUAUAUAUUUUAAAUACUUUUGUUGCAUCUAUGGGAUCACUGUGUGUUUCUAUUGUGAUUGAUGUGAAAUUUCAUAUGGCCAUUCUUCUUCGUGUCAUUGUUUUACACUUCUGGUUGAUUCCAGAAGUUUUGAUAAAGCAAAGUGACUGAUUUAAAGCUGCAGUAGGUAACUUUUGUAAAAAUAUAUUUUUUACAUAUUUGUUAAACCUUUCAUUAUGUCCUGACAGUAGAAUAUGAGACAGAUAAUCUGUGAAACAAUCAAGCUCCUCUGGCUCCUCCCAGUGGUCCUAUUGCCAUUUGCAGAAAGUCAUGCGCUCCCGGUAAAAAACAACCAAUCAGAGCUGCGGUCCGUAACUUUGUUUGUGUUCAAAAUGUAGAAAAAUGUAUAUAAUAAGUGAGUACACUAUGAAUCCAUUUUCCAAACCGUGUUUUUAGCUUGUCCUGAAUCACUAGGGUGCAUCUAUAAUAAGUGUUUAUAUUCAGACUAUUUUAGAUUGCUUCGGGGGUACCGCGGCGGAGUAACCCAGUACCUUUGUGAUUCUUCAUAGACAUAAACAGAGAGGAGUAGUUCCGGCUACGAUGUUCUUCCGCAAGACGCAAGCAGUUCUGUUUAUUAACCGCUAGAGCGUCAAAAGUUCCCUACCGCAGCUUUAAGUCAAGAGAAGAAGCUGCAAGAUUUUUGCAACAAAUAUUAAUGUAAAAAAAUAUUUUAUGCAAAAAUAGUAGUUACAUGUCCUUUUAUUCAUUGGACAUUUCAGAGGCUUUGGUUGCAUUUGGUGCUUUUCACUGAUGAAACAGCUGCUGACAGUGUUGUUUGGGAGAGACCGAUGUGUUUUGAUUUGAUCUUUUGAUCUUAUAUCCAUCCAGAAUUUCAGACACUUAAUCCACUGUAGUGCUACUGAUGAAUUCAGUACAACCCUGUGAGCUUUUUGUCUUUUUUUUUUGUCUUUUUUUUUUUUAAAGCAGUAUGUGCUGUACCUUGUCUUAGAGGCUCUGAAUAAAUUUAGUUUUUGUUUGCCACAAUAAUUCAGGCAAUAGUUCUUGUGUAUCAAAAUCUAUUUCCUUAAAACCUGAUCUGUCUAUACUCUGUUGUCCAUUAAUGCACAAUAUUAACAUAUCAGAUACCAUGCACAAGCCAUUUCAUAUCAUGAAUGUGUUUACUGUUCACUGCCUGAUUACUUAAAAAAUAAAUAAAGAUACAUUUUUCCUUCCACAA